AAAGUAAUCACGAUGGUGCUGAAGCAGCUGUUCCUUGUUAUACUGUUAGCAGCAGCCGCCAUGGCAGCAGCUCAUGAAGCUCUAUCCCUUGAUGGAUGUCCCGACAAGUGCGGAGAUGCGGACAUUCCAUAUCCGUUUGGUGUCGGGGUACAACGUGGUACUUCUCGAAACUGUUUCUUGGAUCACUCGUUCAAUCUCACUUGCAACAGCUCCUCGUCCACGUUAUACUUCGAAAACUACCCAGUUUCUAACAUAUCCCUCCAACAAGGUCAAAUGGACAUUUUGACGCCUGUCUCCAAGCAGUGUAACGGAGAUUACAAUGAUUCCUAUACUAAUCUUUACACCAAAGAUUUCACCAUUUCCAGCACCCGAAACAAGUUCGUAACUGUUGGCUGCGACGCUUUGAGCUUCAUUGAAUUCACCAACAACAACAACUUCCAUUGUAACAGCGGCUGCGUGUCGUUAUGUGACGAACUGCAAUCUCAUCAAAACAAGACUAACGAUGGAACUUGUUCGGGGAUUGGGUGUUGCCAAUUGAAUAUUCCUGUGGGAUUCAAUAGCAUCAGUUUGGGUGCAUCUUUUCGCGCAUUCGAAAGUACCCCGGUGUCGCCAGUCAACAACUGUACUUAUGCUUUUGUUGUCAAAGAUGAUGGGUUUAACUUCUCCUUUAAUUAUCUGGAUAACUUUCCCAAUGAUAGCGUCCCACUCGUCCUAAAUUGGAGUGUGUCAAAUGGUACGUGUCAAACUGCUUCUACUAACUAUACCACAGACUAUGCCUGCAAAAACAACACAGAUUGUGUGAAUUCUACCGACGGAAUUGGGUACAAUUGCAAAUGCAAACCUGGCUUUCAAGGAAAUCCAUACCAUCCACACGGAUGUUACGAUGUUAAUGAGUGCGAAACCAUCAAUGAAUGCACUAUGCCAAAUCAAUGCCACAAUUAUGAUGGUAACUAUAGUUGUUCUUGUCCACAUGGAUACAAAGGUGACGGCUACAAAAAUGGAACAGGCUGCACUCCAUCAUAUAUCUUUAUUCUUAUUGCUUUAGGUGUUAGUGUAGCUUUGUUGGUUGUCUUCACACUAAUCUCCACAUUAUGUUGGGCACAAAAGCGAAGAACUUUGAAGCAAAUCAGACGAAGAAAUUUCGAGCAAAAUGGAGGCAACAUGUUGCUACAACAAUUUUCACAACAACAUAAGUACACUGAGAGGACCAAAAUAUUUACAGAAGUUGAGCUUAAGAAUGUCACAAACAACUUUGAUGAAGGCAGAAUCCUUGGUCGUGGUGGACAAGGCAUAGUUUAUAAGGGCAUAUUACAGGACAACACUUCUAUUGCCAUUAAGAAGUCCAAACUAGGAGGGGAUCCUAGACAAAUUAAGGAUUUUAUCAAUGAAGUAUCUAUACUUUCUCAAAUUAAUCAUCGGAAUGUGGUUAAACUUUUAGGAUGUUGCCUUGAAACUGAAGUCCCUUUGUUAGUAUAUGAGUUUGUUGACAAUGGCACUCUUCUUGAUCACAUUGAUCCUUUGAAGAAUGAGUUUUCUAUUUCAUGGGAGACUCGAUUAAGGAUAGCUGCAGAGACUGCUGAGGCUAUUUCAUAUUUACACUCUUAUGCUUCCAUUCCAAUUAUUCAUCGAGAUAUCAAAUCUACUAACAUACUUUUAGACCAUAAUCUCACAGCUAAGGUGUCUGAUUUUGGAGCUUCAAGAAUUGUUUCUCUUGAUGAAACUCAAGUUACCACUAUGAUACAAGGAACUCUUGGAUACUUGGAUCCAGAAUACCUCCAGACAGGUCAAUUGAAUGAGAAGAGUGAUGUUUACAGCUUUGGAGUUGUGCUUGUGGAGCUACUCACGGGGGAAAAAGCAGUUCAAUUUAGUAGGCCAGAACAAACAAAUUUGACCAUGUACUUUGUGUCUUCAAUGAAAGAAGAUCACCUGUGGGAAAUUCUUGACAAACAAGUGUUAGAUCAAAAGAAUAUAGGACAAUUGAAGGAAUCUGCCUCAUUAGCAUUAAGGUGUAUUAGAGUGAAAGGAGAGGAGAGGCCUACUAUGAAGGAAGUAGCAAGGGAGCUAUGUGGUCUGAUGGCCAUGGAAAUACAUCCUUGGGCGAAGGGUGAAAAUCUUAUGCCAGAAGAAAGUGAAUACUUACUUGGCCAUGUGCCUAAUGUGGAUGGAGAAAUUGGUGCUAGUAGUUCAGCUUUCCAUGAUAGCAUGCAAAAGGAGAUAAUUGCAUUAGAGAUUGCAGAUGGACGAUGAUGAUUAAUUUGGUAUCCAUAUAGGUUGUUUUUCUAUCCUUAUACUUUCGUAGUUUUUGCUUGUUGUAUGUUUGAAGCACCUUUUGAUAGAUGUUGCGAUUAUGUAUGUAUUCAAUUGGUUGGAUUUCAAAGCAUUAUAUAGUUGUUUAAGGUAAUUUUUUGUUCACUCAUACAAACUUGCUAGCUAG
Molecule: messenger RNA, 2434 nt
Organism: Prosopis cineraria
Lineage: Eukaryota; Viridiplantae; Streptophyta; Magnoliopsida; Fabales; Fabaceae
Product: putative wall-associated receptor kinase-like 16
Exons: 5
Coding region: 13-2247 (744 amino acids)
Biological process (GO): protein phosphorylation; cell surface receptor signaling pathway
Cellular component (GO): plasma membrane
Molecular function (GO): calcium ion binding; protein serine/threonine kinase activity; ATP binding
Source: RefSeq, a predicted model, not a curated record